AUGGCAUCGCCGCAUGUGAUCUGGCGUACCAGCCUUGCCCUGACCGGUCUGGAGGUUUACGACGUGGUCUCCGACAUUUGGAACAAUCUCACCUUGCGCUCCAUCCCAAACGAGACCAUUCAUGAUGCCGUCGGCUGGUUGAACUUCCACCUGAUGACCGUUAUGGGGCUGAACCUGCUCCUCUUCUUCCUCUGGGUAUACUUGAGAAGCGGCCCCGGGUGGCGCCUGGUCCGCGCGGAGUUCGGACCGCAGGCUGUUCGCCUCCUCGACCUGGUCUCCUUCUUCAAUGCUGGAUGCCAGCGGAUCCCCAUUGAGCAUGCCAUCAAGUUCACCGAGGCCGCCAGCGACUCCGAACUCCGUCAGCACACUGAGGGGGAGUCUUUGAGCAGAGGAGAGCUUCUGCAAGAGCUCUAUAAGCUGAAGUCGCAGCUGGAGCGGGUCGCCCUGGUGCCUCGUUUCUAUGAGGACGUGAUCCAGACGGGCUUCCAGCUCUACAUCGUCUACGUUCAGUUACAGCUUGGCGAGUCCCUGAAGGCCAGCCAAUGGAUGAGCCUCGCCGGCUCAACCUUCAACUUCUACGCAGCUGCUGGCUGCGAAGAUGCGGCCUUCAGAGAUCUCGUGAGCAUGAACUUGCUGGCCGACCUACUCGGCGUCGCCUCCUUACUCUCCCGUUGCUACCUAUGCGCUGCGAUUGGAGACGAGCUCAUCCAGGAGCUGCAGCACCUACGAGGCUUUCCCGUGCUCUUCCUCCUCAACCCGGCCGUCUUCAUCCUGCCGGCCACCUUUGCGUCCGAGUCCCUUGCACGUCUCUAUGGCUUUCAAGGCAAGAGGCUGGGAGACGAGAGAAGGGAUGCUCGGAAGCACCACUUCGAUGCCGGGAUCCACGUGGGCGCAGGUGGAGGAUUUCUCUGCCGAGUCGCCGUCCUGUUGCUGAUUGCCUUCUUGUUCAAGCUCGACUACUUCGAAGUGUCGACUGGGUUCCUUUGGACGCUGGUGGACUUUGCCAACUCCUGCGAGGUGUCAUCACGGGAACCCGCUGCCAGCAAGAAGGUCCAAGAAGUCUGCUGCGUGUGUCCUGGCGGCAGAAUGUGGAGUACACAGCUUCUGCUCCUGCCGACUCUUGCCAAUGUCAGCUACGGACCUGACAUGAAAGGCCCCAGGUUGAGCAGACGCUGGUUGUGGACGGGUUCAGCCUUGAAGCGAACGGCAUCUAGCUUUUCGGAGAACCGCCCCUUCUACAAGCGCGCUGGUGGCGGCAUGAACCUCUUCUACUACCACAACCGCAGCGUCGCAGCCACAAGAGACCAGUGGCUGCUGAGCCCAGACAUGCCGGCCUUCUAUAAAGAAAGUGUCGAGGAGUUUAAAGACGCCGCUAGUGGCAGCGUCUCCCCAACCUCCAUGAACGCAACGGAGGUUCGGACAUGGUCCAGGCAGACCGGCAGCGUGCACAGCUUGCCCAACUACACAAGCUUUGUCCUGACUUCACUGGAAGACCACCCCUUCCGGGGUACCUGGCUCUGGUCUGAGGGGACAACGAUCAGGUGGGGCCUGCUGUUUUCUUCGAAGCGCAGACAAAGACUCCAUCAUGGCCGUCCGGUGCUGGAGCUCGUGAAGCCUUUCGACAACGGCACCAAAGCCAAGUCGUUUCGUAUCUCCUUUAGCCACGAGCAUGGUGGAUGGGCUCUUAAGGAAAAUAGAGAGCUCCGCUUCCUCCGGAAAGCCGUCACCGCCUUCCCCUUCGAUGAGCCUUCCGACGAUUUUAAAGAGCUUGAGGGUUGGCACAAGUGGGAAGGCGGCCAGUGCGCUCAGGCCACUCGUCCGCUGCUCAUUGGCAAGGCCUGCCAUCCGCAAUGCCUGGGCUGCACUGGAGCAGGCAACAAGCGUUGCUGCACAGCUGCCUGCAGCGGGCACCAAUGCCCGGCGGACUACGUCCUGAAGAAGAACGCCGCGGAGCUCGCUGGCACGGCAGAUGACAUUUGCUGCUUAAAAUGGUACCUGCAGGCGAAGUCGUGGCGCGAGCUGGAUGCGGUAUCGACGAAGCCGCCAAAGAGAAGUGGCCACACAGCAGUCUACGAUCCGCAGGGCAAGGCCAUGGUGAUCUUUGGGGGUCCGGCGCUCGGUGUUGGGAUGGCCACGGCCCGGGCCCCGGGCCUCGACAGCUGGAAGUCUGCCUUCUUUGCUGCUGCCUGCUUGCCGGCGAAGACGUGGCACGAGGUCGAUGUGGGAUCGACGAAGCCGCCAGCGAGAAACUACCACACAGCUGUCUACGAUCCGCAGGGCAAGGCCAUGGUGAUCUUUGGGGGUCCGGCGCUCGGUGUGCCUCCGCGACCGCCUUCGCUCCUGGCCUUCCUUUCUCCUUCAGCUCGCGGCCCAGGUUACGAUGGCCACGGCCCGGGCCCCGGGCCUCGACAGCUGGAAGUCUGCCUUCUUUGCUGCUGCCUGCUUGCCGGUUGCUGUUGGGCGUCCUGGUCUCCGGACCCGUGCACGGACCAAGACCGUCUCGAUGACUCGUGGGCCUUCGACCUGGCG
Molecule: messenger RNA, 2529 nt
Organism: Symbiodinium sp. CCMP2456
Lineage: Eukaryota; Dinophyceae; Suessiales; Symbiodiniaceae
Source: the annotation of a GenBank genome assembly